Arabidopsis thaliana (thale cress) is the source of this 1874-nucleotide messenger RNA. It is a transcript of the gene CYCD3;1, whose product is annotated as CYCLIN D3;1. NCBI's taxonomy places the organism in Eukaryota, Viridiplantae, Streptophyta, Magnoliopsida, Brassicales, Brassicaceae. Gene Ontology annotation, biological process: guard mother cell differentiation; seed development. The record is from RefSeq and is marked reviewed. The coding region runs from base 483 to 1613 and encodes 376 amino acids. The transcript has 4 exons.
ACAGAUUUUACUGCACUUUGGUUUCUCGAUCUCUACUCCAAAUGAGUAAAAAGUGGGUAAAGCGGGAAACAGCAAAAGAAAUCACACAUUUAAUAAAAAAUAAAGAAAAAGAAAUUCCACAUUAAAUAAUCACAACAAGAAAAACAAAUAAUAUAUUAGUAAAAGACAAACGUAAAAACCAUCUCUCGGCCUUCUCUCAUAAAUCAAUCUCUCUUCUUAUCACUCUCCGAAACCCACUUCCAGCUUUUUCCUCUCUCUUUCUCUCUCUAGUCUCUCUUUUGUAGCUCUCCCCUGCUAAGCUAACCACUGCACGUUUCCAUAGAGAGGAAAGAUGAGUCUCUCUCCGAGAGAUUUUCUCUCUAUCAUCUUAUCUUCUUCCGUGUAAUGCUCUGAGCCAAAACCCAAUAACUAAAUCAACAACAAUAUAGAAGAGAAGAGAAAGAUCUUAUCUUUCUUCUCAUUCUUGAGUUUAGUCCCCCACAAUGGCGAUUCGGAAGGAGGAAGAAAGUAGAGAAGAACAGAGCAAUUCGUUUCUUCUUGAUGCUCUCUACUGCGAAGAAGAGAAAUGGGACGAUGAAGGAGAAGAAGUUGAAGAAAACUCUUCCUUGUCUUCUUCUUCUUCUCCAUUCGUUGUUUUGCAACAAGAUUUGUUCUGGGAAGAUGAAGAUCUGGUUACACUCUUCUCCAAAGAAGAAGAACAAGGACUCAGCUGUCUCGAUGAUGUUUAUCUUUCCACGGAUCGAAAAGAAGCUGUUGGUUGGAUUCUGAGAGUCAACGCUCAUUAUGGCUUCUCUACUUUAGCAGCUGUUUUAGCCAUAACUUAUCUCGAUAAGUUCAUCUGUAGCUACAGCUUACAGAGAGACAAACCAUGGAUGCUUCAGCUCGUUUCUGUCGCGUGUCUCUCAUUAGCUGCUAAAGUCGAAGAAACCCAAGUCCCUCUUCUUCUAGACUUUCAAGUGGAGGAGACAAAGUAUGUGUUUGAAGCAAAAACCAUACAGAGAAUGGAGCUACUGAUUCUGUCUACUCUCGAGUGGAAGAUGCAUCUCAUUACUCCAAUUUCGUUCGUAGACCACAUUAUCAGGAGAUUGGGACUUAAGAACAAUGCUCACUGGGAUUUCCUCAACAAAUGCCACCGUCUCCUCCUCUCUGUAAUCUCCGAUUCAAGAUUUGUCGGGUACCUCCCAUCAGUAGUUGCCGCAGCUACCAUGAUGCGAAUUAUAGAGCAAGUUGAUCCCUUUGACCCUCUUUCAUACCAAACUAAUCUCCUCGGUGUCCUUAACUUAACCAAGGAAAAGGUGAAAACUUGCUACGAUCUAAUCCUCCAACUACCAGUGGACCGCAUCGGUUUACAGAUCCAAAUCCAAUCUUCCAAGAAACGCAAGAGUCACGAUUCAUCAUCAUCGUUGAACAGUCCAAGCUGCGUGAUUGAUGCAAACCCUUUCAAUAGCGACGAAAGCUCAAACGAUUCGUGGUCAGCGAGUUCGUGCAACCCACCAACGUCGUCGUCGUCCCCGCAGCAACAACCUCCAUUGAAGAAGAUGAGAGGAGCUGAAGAGAAUGAGAAGAAGAAGCCGAUUUUGCAUCUGCCAUGGGCAAUCGUAGCCACUCCAUAAUCGAAAGCUCGAUUUCGUUUAUAUGAUAUUUACUGUUUUUUUAAACUUUGAGAACAAUCUUUGUUGUAUUAAGCUUUACCCGUUUGCAUAUACGAAAUGUCGCGAAUGCCCUUACGUGCCAUGGCUUGAUAGAGUUAAUGGGUAAAGGGUAUUCAUGACAUUUGACUGCAUGGGAUGUGACGAAGGAGAGAAUUAGAAAUAAUAAUAAUAAUAUUGCGUAAAUUUUGAGGCUUGCCCAAUCUUUGGGCCGUAAUCUCCGGC